Drosophila melanogaster (fruit fly) is the source of this 1680-nucleotide messenger RNA. It is a transcript of the gene Ir94h, whose product is annotated as ionotropic receptor 94h. The record is from RefSeq and is marked reviewed. Gene Ontology annotation, biological process: detection of chemical stimulus involved in sensory perception; monoatomic ion transmembrane transport. Gene Ontology annotation, cellular component: plasma membrane. The transcript has a single exon. NCBI's taxonomy places the organism in Eukaryota, Metazoa, Arthropoda, Insecta, Diptera, Drosophilidae. Bases 1 to 1680 code for a protein of 559 amino acids.
AUGUUGUCCAACAUCAGUUUUAGUUCUGCUCCUGAGCUGGUCGAUUUAUACGGUUUGGUUUUGAAGUUUUUGGUGUCCUCAGAAACCACAUUGUUUUACUUUAACCCCACUGGACAGAAGUGCAGCUGGGAAACACUUCCGAGGACUAUUCUAUCCAACCAUCCACAGAUCAUCUGGUUUCGCGAAGAAACUUAUCCAGGAUUGUACAAGCGGCACAGCAGUAACCUGUUUGUAAUGGCCUGUCUAUCUUCGACGUCUUAUGAUGGUCAGCUCCAACUUUUGGCCGAGAGUUUGACCAGGUACCGAUCAGUAAGGGUACUUAUCGAGGUGCAGGAUAAAGAAGGCUCCUUUUUGGCCUCUCAAAUCCUUUUGCUUUGCCAACAACACAGCAUGCUGAAUGUGGUACUGUACUUUUCACGUUGGACACGCACUCUGAAUGUCUUCAGUUACUUGGCCUUUCCAUAUUUUAAACUCUUGAAGCAGCGUUUAUCAGGAUCAUUACGACCCAAAAUUUUUAUCAACCAGCUUAAGGAUCUACAAGGUUAUAAAAUUAGGGUUCAACCCGAUCUGUCGCCACCCAAUUCCUUUUCCUAUCGGGAUCGACAUGGUGAAUGUCAAGUAGGUGGAUUUUUGUGGAGAAUUGUAGAGAACUUUUCCAAAAGCUUGAAGGGCGAUACCCAGGUUCUGUAUCCGACAUGGGCAAAAGCCAAGGUAUCAGCUGCGGAAUAUAUGAUACAGUUUACGCGGAAUGGAAGUUCAGAUAUCGGAGUAACUACCACGAUGAUAACGUUUAAGCACGAGGAAAGGUAUCGCGACUAUAGUUACCCUAUGUACGACAUCAGCUGGUGUACCAUGUUGCCGGUGGAGAAGCCUUUAAGUGUGGAAAUCUUAUUUUCGCAUGUACUAAGUCCUGGAUCAGCACUUCUUCUAAUCUUGGCUUUUAUACUGUUCUUCUUAAUAGUUCCCCAGCUGAUUAAAUGUUUGGGUAUUACUUUUCGUGGAAGAUUAAUUGGAAUGGCUUCAAGGAUCUUUGCUUUGGUGAUGCUUUGCUCCAGUUCUGCCCAACUGCUCUCUCUUCUAAUGUCGCCACCGCUUCACACACGAAUCAAAAGCUUUGAUGACCUCUUAACCUCUGGCUUAAAGAUCUUCGGAAUAAGGAGUGAGUUAUAUUUUCUGGAUGGUGGUUUUCGGGCAAAGUACGCAUCAGCUUUUCACCUAACUGAAAACCCCAAUGAGCUUUAUGAUAACCGAAAUUACUUUAAUACAAGUUGGGCCUAUACCAUCACGUCAGUGAAGUGGAAUGUGAUCGAGGCCCAACAGCGACACUUUGCCCAUCCAGUAUUCCGAUACUCGACGGACUUGUGUUUCAGCUCGGAGACACCGUGGGGAUUGCUGAUUGCUCCGGAGUCCUUCUAUCGGGAACCGCUUCAGCAUUUCACCCUGAAAAUUAACCAAGCUGGAUUGAUUACCCAAUGGAUGACACAAAGUUUCCAUGAAAUGGUGAGGGCGGGACGCAUGACCAUCAAGGAUUACAGCCGAACAAAUCUAAUGAAACCGCUGCGCAUCCAGGACCUUCGCAAGUGCUGGGUCAUCUUUGCAGUGGGUCUGGGCACUUCGACUGUCGUAUUCACCAUCGAAUUGCUUCUUAUCUACACCAACGUGUUUCUCAAUAGCUUGUAG